CGAGUUGUAGGAAGGAUCGGGAGGGAGGGACGGUCGUGGAAAUCCCGACACACUAGCUUCAGCAGAGUAGCUGCCAAGCAAUUACAGCAGCGACGUAUCGAGGGAGGGAAGCUACCGAAACUAAUGAAAAGGGCCGUGCCCAGCACCUGAACCAUCAAUCGGGUUUACGAGUAAAGGCGAUCAAUCAGCCUGCGGGUAACCUUCGGAAGAAACGCUGAAGUGUAAUUCAACGUCAACGGGUUUUUUUGACUUAUUAUCGGUGACAACAUGGCUGAAUGUAACGUUAGCAUCGACAAGAAUAACCUACCUGGAGUGAAAGAGGUGUGCCGAGACUUUGCUGUGCUGGAGGACCACAGCCUGGCUUACAACCUCCAGGAACAAGAAAUUGAGAGCCACUUGGCAUCCAAUGUCAAUAAGAGCCGUCUGGUGCAGAAGGACCUGCAGGUGGCCAAGAAGCUGCAGGAGGAGGAGGAUCACUGGGCCAAGGUCCAGAACCAGAAACGGCAUGUUGAUCUUGAGCGCCAAGAUAAUGAGAUCGCCCAGGAGAUUCAGGAUCAGCUGGUUCGACAGGCUGAGCAACAGCGACAGCAAGAAGAGAAGGAUGCAGCCAUAGCUCGUAAGCUGCAGGAGAAGGAGAUGAAAGAGGAAAGGAGGAGACAGAAGCAGCUUGAAGCAAACUUUGAGGAGGAGUACUUUGAGGAUCGCGGAGGUGGGCAGAGCACCACUGCUGCAAGAAGACCCCUUGACCUGGACAAACACACCCGACACAAAUCGGCAUCCCCAAGUCGAUAUGAUUUAUACGCUCCAGUGAGCUCUCAUCGUGACUGCUCCCCAGAAUAUAGCUCAACAGAGCCCAAAAGGAGCAGGUACCCAAGACAGGACCCUGCUGCCCCCCACAGCCAGUCCAGAUACCCUGAGCACUACUUAGCAGCAGAAGGAGGGUGGAGCAGGCAUGCAGAUCCAUACCCAGAGCACCUGCUGCCCUCCAGAGGCAAACAUGGGGACAGAUACCCAGAAGGGCCAGCAGGGGAGGACACAGAGAGAGUGGUGAGAAGGAAGGAGAGACCAGCCAGACCACCUCCACCACGGAGCCCCAUAGAGAGAGACAAGGCCGGGGGCAGAGAGAGGGACAGGCAACGUGACCGAGACAGAGACCUGGAGUUGGAGAGGGGUAUCGGAAAAGACCAAAGAAGAGACAAAGAGCAGGACCUCAUGAGGGUGAGAGCUGGCAGAAGAGAUGGGGAAAGAUCCAGAGAUAGAGUACAGAGUGGGGAUAGACAAAGAGAGAGAGACAGGCAGAGACAAAAAGACAAAGACAAACAACGUACGAGGACCAGGAGCUGGGAGAGGGGUCUCGAAGAGGACCCAGGGCACAGCAGGGAAUAUCUGAGGGAGGACAGGGCCUCCUGGGAGGAGGACAGGGAUUAUGGCGAGAGGGAGAGGAGGGCCAUGGGCCGGCAUCGGGUCCACUCCGGCCCUGAAGAGGUGUUUGAUGAGCUCAGGAGCGACGAUUGGAGAGGGGACCCCAGAGAGUUGUGGGACACCCAACAGGGUGAGAGAGGCAGGAAACGUUAUCAAACUCACCCCCGCGAAGAGACAGGUCGUAUCGUGCACAGAGGGAGCGGAGCUGUUGUAGCAGAAACUGAGUAUGGACUGAGCGAGGCCACCAAGGGGUUGACGAAGCUUGAUCUCCGUGAGCAGGAGCUGAAAGACAUGGAGGUGGCCAGGAGACUGCAAGAGGAGGAAAUCAAAGCAAGUAAGAUGCAUGUGCGUACGGCCCAAGUGGCGCAAGAUGAGGAAAUCGCCCGACUGAUGAUGGAACAAGAGAAACGGGAGUACAGGAAGAUUCGAGAGCGGGAGCAUGAAAGAGAGCGGGAAAAAGAGAAGGAGCGGGAGAGAGAGAGGUUGGCCAUGGAGAAGAUGGCAAUGGAAAGGAGGCGGCAAGAAGGAGACUACAGGCCACAUUCUGAGGACGUCGUCCGGCCGAGAACACGAGAUGAGUAUGAAUACCAGAGGCAGAAGAACCACAACAAGCCUGCCAGGCCUCCUCAGCCUCGUGCCCAUGACUACGAGAAUGUGAACUCUGGCUAUGGCUACUCGGACCACCCUGUUCCCCCUCGUGCUCCCACCAGACCUGAGGCUGCCUACAAAGGUGCCUAUUACAAGCGGUGACUCAGGCUCUGAACCAUGUCCAGACAUGCUGUCAGUCCUCCUUCGUCCUUUUUUUUAUAUAUAUAUAUAUAAUUUAUCUUUUUGUUUUCAACCAUUCGCACUCUGUUGACCAAAAACCUCGGGACAGUCUUACGAGUUGGAAAAGGGAUGUUUUUUAAUACCCUCUGAAUUUGGGCCCAGAGUUAAGGAAGUGGGUCUGAGUGCCGGAAAUCCACUCAUCAUCAUCAUCAUUUUUUUUUUUUUAAUUUGUAAAUUGUGAUCUCAAAUGAUUUAUUUCUUUAACUGACUCAACAUGAAGACAAGCCAAAAUAUCAGCCUUGUAACAUAAAGUGUCCUGAUUCCUGAGCUGUUGAAAUCGAGGAACCGCCUCCUCACCUGCUGUGGUGAUCAUGUGCCGACGUUCGUCCCAUCUGUGGACCCUGCCGUCACAAGGGCUCAAGGCCUCCGCUGGAUAUAAACAUGCAAUCUCAGAUUUCCUCAUGACUCCUCAUGGGAUGUGCCUGUCUGCUCCAACAUGGCUGCUACAGUGUCUUAGAUACCAACAUGGCAGCUGCUUUGUACACCCAUGCCGCAGUUCUGUUCUCUUGUCAUGCUGUCCAACCAGGCUACACAGGCCCAGUCUGUGUAGCCUGGUGUAUUCCGAGAAAACAAACAAAAAAAAAAAGAUAAGCCUUUAUGAAGACGCCGGUAGUUUUGGCUCUGACAUGUUUACCACCUUGUUCCAGUGCGGAGGAGGUGGAGCUUUGUGAUGAUCCAUGGACAUUUAAUUAGCUGUAGGCUCUGUCUUUUUCUGCUUGUGAGGGAGGCACUUUCUAAUACCAUCAUCCUUAAAGUGAAAACAGAUGGAUAAUGUUCUGUGUUAGACUCACUGUUUCUACGUGCAUGCUUACUGAAAGUGUACAGCCGUGUACAUGCAUUUCAGCUCUAUAUCAAAUUAUGCGGCUCACUGUUUAUUGUCAGAAAGUCACAUAAAGCUAAUAAUUUUCUCUUUAAUGAAUGAACAAAAUGUGUCAACUCAUAUACUACUGUACAAUACGUCACUUUCUCUUUCAUAUUGGCUUGUCAUUUACAAACCAAAACUGGCCCAUAAAAGAACCAGUACCAAAAUGAAAUGCAUGCACAUUUGCUUGUCUGUGUUCAUGCUUGUGCUUAUGGCACAAAGAUUGAGAUUGAGUAUGUCUUUGUUUUAUUUAAAUGUAAAUAUCCCUUUUUCUUAAUUUGUGCUUUCAAAUCAUGUUCCCCAUCGUGCAAAAUACAAGGCUUUUCUCCCCAGUCUUUUUAUCUUGUGUUCCACUAGUCAUCUUUGUUCAGAAAGGGAGCUGUAUAUUUUAUUUUUAUACAACAUUUUGUUGGUCUUUCCUCAGAUUGUUCCUAUAAUUUCCAUUCCCCUGAGCUUUCCUGCCUCUACUUCCAGUUUUCUCUUUGUCUCAAACUCAAAGGCAGAUAGCACUUCCUGUCUGCAGCAAAAGGCAAAUAUCUCCACAAUGGACAUGCAUCUGGAUGGAGGGAAAUCACAGGACGUAAAAUAUGCAUCAUCGCUCAAAGGGACCUAUUAGUGUUUUUUCCCUUCCAGGAUUACUUUUGUUCAUAUUGAAUAAGGAUGAUAAGGACCAUUAGGGCUUUUGAGUUUAUUGAAAUGUUUGUGAUGGCCACCGAGUGAUUUAUUUAAUGAAUGUUGAGAGCUGCUUUCCAGGUCGUUAUGUUGUAAUAAAUGUUACUGAAAUUAUUAAUCACUCUCCAAAAAUAAUUCCCCACCGUUCGGAGAAAAUGAUCCCUUUUCUUCACCCAAGUGUGAAAUUUUUGUAUUGCUAAGGACAAACAUGCAGGUGUUAUUGAAUUAUAAGAUGUGCUAAUUGCUGUUGACAGAAUGAGAUUUGUGCCAUAUGUUUGUCAUUUUAUCAGGGAUUUCAAAAUGAGAAAAGCUUAAGGGUUGUGGAUGUAGCAGAGCUACCACACCCAGUAGGGUGGUACUCGUAAUUUAUUCUUUGGUGAGAGCACCAUCUUGUGGACAUGUUGAGAAUUGAAAGAAAAUGUAUAAAAAAUGAUCUGGUCAGUAUGCAUCUUUGUGUAUUUAGAUGUUGUGCAUCAGACAUGACUUUGGAUUCGAGUGCUGUCUACAUUGAACAUCAAGUGUUUUGUUUUUUAUUUUUCUUUGAUCCAGGGCUUGUAUGCAAUGUACCAAUCAUGAUUCAGCACAUGUGUGUUGGCACUUGCUGUAACUGAACUUUUUUAAGUAAAAUUACAAGUUGCUUUUACCUAUAGCAUCACGAAAGGUAAUAAACUGUAUCAACAAUU
Molecule: messenger RNA, 4467 nt
Organism: Scatophagus argus
Lineage: Eukaryota; Metazoa; Chordata; Actinopteri; Scatophagidae
Gene: ccdc50a
Product: coiled-coil domain containing 50a
Exons: 12
Coding region: 268-2172 (634 amino acids)
Cellular component (GO): cytoplasm
Molecular function (GO): ubiquitin protein ligase binding
Source: RefSeq, a predicted model, not a curated record